Molecule: messenger RNA, 4122 nt
Organism: Manis pentadactyla (Chinese pangolin)
Lineage: Eukaryota; Metazoa; Chordata; Mammalia; Pholidota; Manidae
Product: torsin-1A-interacting protein 2-like
Exons: 5
Coding region: 290-1702 (470 amino acids)
Biological process (GO): membrane organization; endoplasmic reticulum organization
Cellular component (GO): endoplasmic reticulum; membrane
Molecular function (GO): ATPase activator activity
Source: RefSeq, a predicted model, not a curated record
CUCAGCAUCAGCUGCUUCUGUGUGACUGGGUCCUGAUUAAAGUCCUCCCAAGACUUCAUCGGAUCCACACUCAAGAGGACUCUACCGGGUUUUCCUGACCCCUCCCCACAUCGCUGUAAAGUGCCAACGCCUUAAGACUUGGUCACUGUAUAUAUAUGCCUUGUUUCCUGGGUCUGCGGGAAGCAUGAGUCCGUUGGGACUUGGGACAAGAAGAAAACAAGACAUCUUCACAAGGAAAACCAGACAUUAAUAAAAAGUGUUCCCAAGUCUGAAGAGACAGAGCACAGACAUGACCGACAGAGGACUUAGGGAUGCUCCGGAGGUCUCUCAAAAGGAUCUGGAAAAUGACGCAUCAGUAGAUUCCCAGGCACAGGAAGCCACAGUCACGAGUGUCUCUGAAGAUGCUCAGACCCCAACCCCUGCCUCUGGUCUUAACACAGACCACCAAGAGGUCGAAUCAAUAGGUCCAGGAAGUGCAGAUCCAAGUGAUCAAGGAGCAGGUCCAAAUGAAACAAAUUAUAGGAAUCAUCCAAAGGACAAAACAGAACAUGAGGACAACCAGAGUUUUCAGGAUGGAGAGGAAAGGCAUCAACUCUCUUCAGAAAGUCCGGGUGAAGAAUCCUUGGCUCCAGAGCCCAACUGUUCUCCAAGUGACGAGCCAGGAGGAGCAGGUGCCCUCUCAGGGAGUGGCUGUGCAGCCCUCCUUGAGGAAGUGAGUGACCGUCCUGGAGUGGCACAGGAGCCAGCUGCUGGAGACCCCCAGGAUGCGCCCCGCUCUGGUCACCCCAGGGCAGAGCUGGAGGUCCAGGAUACCCUGAGGCGGCGACUGCCUGCACCAGAGGCUGAAAGUCAUCAACAAGAAACACAAAAAUUGGAAGAAAACAAAGAGAGUGCCCAGGAUGCCAUAAGAAAGAUGAAUAAAAAGGAUAUUUUGAGCUAUGCCUCCAUCUUUCUUGGCUUCCUGGUUGUGACUCUUAUUCUGCUAAGUUCUGUUAGUAGCUACUAUUCCUCGCCAGCCCAGCACGUGUCCCAAAACCCAGCUUUGGAGGCCUUCUUGGUUCAGUUCAGCCAGCUGAAGGAUAAAUUUCCCGGCCAGAGUUCAUUUUUGUGGCAGAGAGGACGUAAGUUUCUCCAGAAGCAUCUCAACGCAUCCAAGCCCACUGAGCCAGCCACCAUCAUAUUGACAGCCGCUCGAGAGGGAAGAGAGACCCUGAAGUGCCUGAGCCUCCACGUUGCAGACGCCUACACCUCCUCCCAGAAGGUCUCUGCCAUUCACAUUGAUGGGGCUGGAAGAACCUUGCAGGACAGUGACACAGUCAAGCACUUGGUUGAUGUGGAGCUGAGCUCUGGGUUUGAGAAUGGCCAGAAGGCUGCUGUGGUUCACCACUUUGAGUCCCUGCCUGCAGGCUCUACCUUGAUCUUCUACAAGUAUUGUGACCAUGAGAAUGCUGCCUUUAAAGACGUGGCCCUGGUCCUGACCGUCCUACUAGAGGAGCAAACGCUAGAAGCAAGUCUUGGCCCAAGAGAAACUGAAGAGAAAGUGAGAGAUUUACUCUGGGCCAGGUUUACCGACUCUAACACUCCCAGCUCCUUCAACCACAUGGACUCGGACAAACUGAGUGGGCUGUGGAGCCGCAUUUCACACCUGGUGCUGCCCGUCCAGCCAGUGAAGAACAUAGAAGAGCAAGGGUGCCUUUUAUAAGCUAAGCACGGAGUUGGUUAGGUUAGGAAGGUGGCAUAGGCUUAUUAAAAAUUCCGCUUAAAAGCCUUCCACUUAUGUGGAAUGAUGUUGAUGAAUGUUAGGAAAUAACCUGGAAGGCACAAGUGAGCUUAGGAAAGAAUUUUCAUUUUUUGCAUUUUGUAAAACUUUCUAAUCUAAGUUGACCUAACUUUAUUUCCUUUGCCUUUCAAGCAAAUCAGGUUUGAAAUAUAGCACGGUAUAUAUACCUGAAGAAAAUUUUUUAAAGAUCCAAAAACAGCGACAGAAUCAUUGCACAGGAAGAUAAGCUGCUCAGAGUAACUACAGAGUGAUUUUUGUUUUCUUGAGACUCUAAGGAGCCUUUUGGAUAAGGAGCCAAGUGUUUGGACUUGGGCUGAAGCAAUUUCAGUUAUGAAGCAAUGAUAGUUUUUCUAUUACAUGUUAAAUAUUUUAAAAACUCAUUUUGAUAACCUAGUUUUGGAAUUACAUCUUACACUAAUUUGCACUCUGAAUAGCAAAGUGGAAAUCUGAAUUCAACACUUAACCUAAAUGCUAUAUGUGAGGCACUGUACUUUUCAUUCCGUUAAUGAGCUAAGGUAAAAGCUGCUGCACAUGAGAAAUGUUCUUGAAAAUUGGGAACUAUGGGGGAAGUGUUUAAAGGCAUUGAAAGGAAGAAAUUCCAACUGGUUCUAUCUUUAGCUUUCUUGAGCGACUUAGAGCAGUUCAUUUUCAAACUAGGUCCACUGGUCCUCUCCCCUUUUCCUCAGAGCAGUUCUGCUUUUGACUGAUUUAUGUGUUGGGAUUCUCCAUAAGAUUUAAUUGGAACAAUGAGUUCCACUGAUAAUUAAGUUUGAAAAUCACUGAUGAAGUGAAAAAAACCUCUUAGAAAGAUAGGUAGGAAAUGGGUAAAAAAAAAUGAAUGUAUUAAAACUCAUGAGUAGGAAGAGAAACAAAUACAGGUUUACUGUAAAGACAAUGCUAUUUAUGAAAGAUAAAGACCCACAGAUGAACAGCAGAAUGUAUAGACUAGUAUUUACUAGCAAUUUCUGAUGCUUUCGUUAAUUUUUGCUAGUUAACAUUUUUCUCUCCUGAGUAGAAUUUUGUAAUUUUCUAGGAUGAGAGUUUGAGUUCCCUGUAAGCAGAACAGAUUUUAAUAACUAACUGAAUAGAUUUUAUAUUUUAUGUGAGUACUUCACCAUCCUGUUUACUUGUUGUGCAGUGAUGGAACAUUAUAUAAUGCAGCUCAUUUCUUGAUCAGCUAGUUAGAAGUACUGUUAGGUUAACAGAGAAAUGCAGGAGAUACGGCUUAGUGAGAGGAAGCAGAAAUGCUGUUAGACAGAUUCCAAGAAGUUUUAAUGGCCAAUAUUAACUGUUGAACUAUGUCCUGUGAUUGUAAGAAAGAUUCAGAACUGUAUUGAGACAGUAGUUUUUUUUGCAUUUCCGCUCUGAAAGCAGAACUCUAGUAAGAUGAUCGUGACCUAAUGAGGGGUCUGUUCCAUUACAUGACACACCUAGGAUGUAGCACCAUAAUUCUUGCAUAUUUCAACUAGGUUUGGCCUCUCUGCUGUUAUGAGAGCAGAAUAUACAUAUAUGUGGAUAUAUGUGUAUGUGUGUAUUUAAGAAGUCACAUGAUUAUUAAGUAUGGAUUUUCAGAAAAGCUACGACCAUAUAGGGAUCUUUAUUGAUAACCUAAAGAGAGAUCACAAAGACAUGGGAAAACAGGUAAAUCUGUUCUAACCAAGGUGUUAAGGUGAGCAUAGUUGGUAUAGAGGCAUACCUAAAGGGACGCUUUUCAUUUAAGACUUUGUGAAGGAAUCUUCCAAUAGAUUUGAGAAAAGAUGUGCCUGAAGAAAAAGUUAAGGCAAGGUGAAUAUUAGUAUCACUAUUACUCCAAUAUAAAAUCAGAGGAAACUAAAGACAAUCAUAUAUACCACAUCUGAAUUUGUUGUGUGUCUCUAGCUCUCAGUGCUAGCAUUACAUUACACAAAACCAGCGGUGCCUUGUAGAACUGUUAGGUCGGCCUGCUGACCCGUCUACCUCAGAUCUAUGAAGGACAGCAUGAAGUGUGCGUAUCUGUCAGUGACUCAGAUCACAGUUGAAACAAAGAUUCUUGUUUCUUCAUUCGGUUGAAUAUAGUUUUUUGUUUCCUUUGACUAUAAUUUAGAUGAAGAAAUGUCAAAAAGUCACACUCUUUUUUUUUUUUUUUACUGUUUAGCCUCUGUUGAAAAACACUUCUCCUUCCAUGUAUAAGUGCACUCAUCUGAAGCUGUUGCCAGUUUCUGUCCACUCUUUCAACAUUCACUUUAAAAAGAAGCAGUAUAUUAAUUCGCUCUGGGUCUUCUCAUGAGUAAAAUGACUAUUGUUAAACCAUAAAGCUUUGUAUUUUUAAGUGUACAAUUAAAUUCAAUCUAUUAUUUAAUGUA